Molecule: messenger RNA, 5232 nt
Organism: Seriola aureovittata
Lineage: Eukaryota; Metazoa; Chordata; Actinopteri; Carangiformes; Carangidae
Gene: pex1
Product: peroxisomal biogenesis factor 1
Exons: 28
Coding region: 716-4963 (1415 amino acids)
Biological process (GO): protein import into peroxisome matrix
Cellular component (GO): peroxisome; peroxisomal membrane; cytosol
Molecular function (GO): calcium ion binding; ATP hydrolysis activity; ATP binding
Source: RefSeq, a predicted model, not a curated record
GAACUGAUUUACAGUGAAGAGAUGGCUUGAAAGGUUUGAGAGUAACUGUGAAGAGGAAAUUACAAUGGUAGAAUCAAAACCAUUAGGUUAAAAAAAUAAAUUAAAUUUUUGAUUUGAGAUUAAACAAGCCUAUAAGGGAAGAAAUUAUAGGCAUAUGCAAAAGGAGUGCCUCACUGGUUGAUUUCUAACCAUGCACUUGAUGCAUAUUCUGGAAACGAUUUUAUUGGUCAUUUUAAAACUAAAUAUGUGCAUUCUCAGCAUUUCCUUAAGCCCUGUGCAUAUCAAGCUAGCUCUUCAGUGGUCAAAGUCAUUCUGGAAAGACAGGCAGGGGAACAACAGUGUUCAUGUCUCAGCUUUUCUUUCUACUAUCAUUCUUAAAAUAAAAUAGGGGAGAGAAAGCACAAACAUAAAGCAAAGCUAACGUAUUUUACAAACAUGCGUGUAUAUACAUUGUAAAAAAAAAAAAAAAAAAAAAAAAAAAAAGCUGCAUUGCUGCCGGAAAAAUCAAGCCAGUGUAAGGACGUCCCUACAAAAAAUUCCUCUUAACCAGCAAAUCGAAAGCAUUUCCCCCUGCUUUAUGUGAGCGCUGUUAUCACGGUCCUUUUCAUGCAGUAGCACCAGCUUGAAUACUACGCGGUUGCCAUGGCGACGGGUUGUCAACAUCGCCCCUGUCGGAGGACCUGUACUCAUCCUGCCCGGCGUCCUGCCUCAAAAAAUGUCAGAAAUGUCUGCUAUGAACAGAAAGUUAAAACAGACUGUCGCAGAAACAAUCUCUAAACAAGUGGAGCACUUCAAUAAAACAGAGAUUGAGUGCCUUAUCCGAGAGUUCACUGUACUCCUGGGGGAGCCUGCUGCUCCGCGGAGAGCAGUCACCGGCCUGGACAGAGCGAAGUUCAGGAGCAUCCUGCACAACGUCUUUGGGAUGACCGAUGACAUGAUCAUGGACGGAGUAUUCAGGACAUUUGACAACGACAAUGACGGCUUUGUGGGUAUAAAAGAGUGGAUUGAAGGACUGUCUGUUUUCCUUCGAGGGACCUUGGAUGAAAAAAUAAAAUACUGCUUUCAUGUGUACGACUUGAAUGGUGACAAUUACAUCUCAAGGGAGGAGAUGUUUCACAUGCUGAAGAACAGCCUCAUCAGACAGCCCACAGAAGAGGACCCAGAUGAAGGAAUCAAAGACCUGGUGGAGAUCACACUAAAGAAGAUGGACCAUGACCAUGAUGGCAGGCUGUCUUUUGGUGACUUUGAAAAGGCAGUGAGAGAGGAGAACCUAUUACUUGAAGCUUUUGGAACCUGCCUCCCUGACACCACGAACCAAGCUUUGGAGUUGUCCUGGGGCCAUGGGUCUCCACUGUUCCUCAGCUGGACUCAAAACAGAACCUCCUCUAGCUUUGACAGCCAUAAAGUGGAGCUAUGUCGGCAACUUGGAGAAAAGCUGGGACUGAAAGAUGGAGAGCAGGGCUUCCUGAGACCAUGUCACCAGGUGUCAUCAGUGCAUCAAGUGUUUGUGGAGCCUCUGUCAUCUGAUGACUGGGAGAUCCUGGAGCUUCACAGCGCUGCACUGGAGCAGCAGCUGUUAGAUCAGAUCAGAGUGGUGUUCCAAGAUGCCAUAUUUCCUGUGUGGGUGGACAGCCACACAGCCAUCUACAUCCGAAUAGCGUCACUUUCGCCAUCUGUGCCCUAUGGUCGCCUGGAACAGUUCACAGAACUAGUUGUCUCUCCGAAGAGCCGUUCUGGAAUUGGUGACCUCAGUGGUUCUCCGGUGAGGCGCAGCGAGAAGCAGCAUCUUCAAAGAGAGAAAGUCCCUGAUCUCUCCUCCUCCGUGGGACAGUCGUUAGAAAAUACUGCUCAUGUCCCUCAAAGCCACCAGUGGGGUGGUAUAGCUGACCUGAGGAGCCUCCUACGCUACAUGAUAAAAGGCACUUAUGACCCCAUUAAAGAGCUACCACCAGUCCCUGGCAUCCCUGCCCUCCUCACUGACUCUACCUACAGAGUGAGCGGUGUGCCUCCUGACUCUCUUUGCACCAUAAGCCACGUUGCAACUGGGGUUAUUCAUUUAUUUCCUUGGAGGCAGGGACUAAAUGCUGGACUAAUUGGAGGCCAGUCUCCAGUGACGUAUGGCCUACUCUCCAAAGUUCCUUCACCUAAAGAAACAAGAAACAAAGCCAAGCAGGCCAUGGACAAACGGAAGAACACAGGAGUUACUAAAGUUGCUGCUUCUGUGGAUGGAGGUGAAAAGAUGAAAGAAGAGGAGGUCAUGGUGGUCAGGGUGGUGUGCCAUUGUAUUGAGAAGCUAGCAGGCAAACAAAGGAGUCCCAACAAGGGAGAAAUCCAUAGUGGACGAGUAUGGAUCCCACAGCCCCUGCCUGCCAGGUUGAAUAUCGUCCCACAUUCAACAGUUAGAAUAAAGCCAGUGAAAUCAACUAUCAAAGUGGCCUCCAUUAUUCGUCUCAAACCUCUGAAACCACUGACUGAGGAAGACGAUGGGGAGAUCCAGACAGCUUUCCUUGGUUGGCUGCACACUCAGAGUCAUGAACCUUUAGCCUGUCUGACUCCACGGUCUGGCACCGUCCUCCUACAUGGAACUGAUGCAAAGUUAGAGUUUGCUUUAACUGUGCUGAAACCAGAACCAGCCAAUGAUCCUCCGGACCAGCUGUUUCUAUUAGCGCACACUAUAAUCCGGAAGGAAGACAUACAGGUAGACAGAGAGUCAGUAACCACGCCAGCUGUGAAAGCUGUAGCUGAAACACCCAACCCAGAGCUUCCCUCCCUCACCAUUCUUGGUGGGAUCGAUGAUCUUAGCAGGACUGGAUUUCAGUUCAUCUCCAACAGCCUUCUGGCUAGUCCCCUCUCGAGAGAGCUCUGUAAGACUGGACAGGGGCUCCAAGGAGGAGCUCUACUCAUCACUGGUGCUAAGGGGAGUGGAAAGAGCACUCUGUCCCGAGCCCUCUGCAGGAAAGCUAGAGAAGACUUGGAUGCACAUGUGGAGGUGGUGGACUGCAGAAAGCUACAAGGCAAAAGGGCAGAAACUGUGAGACAGAUGCUGCAGGAUAUUUUUGAACAGGCAGAGUGGAGGCAGCCUUCAGUUGUUCUUCUCGAUGACUUGGAUCAUGUGACAGGGGCACCAUCCUCACCUGAACAUGAGCAGGGUCCUGAGGCGCUGCUGCAACAGCACAUUGCACAGAGUCUGAAGGAUGCGGUGGAUGAGGUGGUGGUUCACUCCAGCCUGGUGUGUCUGAUCAUCACCAGCCAGAGUGAGCACUCUCUCCACCCCUCGCUGACUGAAGUGCAGGGGUCCCACUUCAUCCAGGGAUUUGUAAACAUCCAGCCACCAGACCAGGCCCAGAGAGCAGAGAUCCUGCGCCGUCUGAUCCUCAGAAAGUCUAGUCUGUCUGAAGAGACUCUACAGAUUCUCGAUCUGGGGGCUGUUGCCAAGGAAACAGAAGGUUACGCACCUCAAGACUUGGCACUGCUGUUGGAGCGAGCUGUCCACGCUAGCACUGUACAAAGAGGACACAGUGACCAGGGGGUGUGUCUGUCGUGGAGAGACUUUGCACAGGCUCUUAAGGGGUUCACGCCUCCCUCAUUGUGGGGCGUAGACCUCCACACCCCAAGUGGAACUGGGCUGGAGAGGGUGGGAGGGCUGCGAGAGGUGCGGCAGCAGUUAAUGGACACCAUACUGCUCCCUGCCAAGUAUCCCAUCCUGUUCUCCAAUCUUCCUAUCCGCCAUCGCUCAGGAAUAUUGUUGUAUGGAGCUCCUGGUACAGGGAAGACCCUGCUGGCCCGGGCUGUGGCCAAAGACAGUGGUAUGAACUUCAUCAGCAUCAAGGGACCCGAACUUCUGAGUAAGUACAUCGGCGCGAGUGAGCAGGGAGUCCGUGAUGUCUUCCAGAGGGCACAAGCAGCCAAACCAUGCAUCCUGUUCUUUGAUGAGUUUGACUCUUUGGCCCCAAGGAGGGGCCACGACAGCACAGGUGUGACUGACCGUGUGGUCAACCAGCUACUCACCCAGUUGGACGGGGUAGAGGGACUACAGGGCGUAUACGUGCUUGCAGCCACCAGCCGCCCAGAUCUGAUUGACCCAGCCCUGUUGAGACCUGGACGACUGGACAAGUCCCUCUACUGCCCUCCUCCGGACCUGGAGUCUCGUGUGGAGAUCCUCAAGGCUCUGAGUACCGGCGUCCCCCUGGCUGCUGAUGUGGACCUGGAGCAGCUGGCAGCAGCAACAGAGCAGUUCACCGGGGCAGACCUGAAGGCCCUGCUCUACAACGCACAGCUGGAAGCCGUCCACAACAGCUUGGGCACCAGCACACCGCAAGAGCUGACCUCUGGCUCAGACAGUGACAUGAGCCUGUCCUCCAUGAUCUUCCCAAACAACAGCAGUGGUUCAGAUGAUUCAGUGGGGGAGGGAGACCCAGGCAUGAGUUUGGACCAGUCCAUGGUUCUCUUGGAUCCUGAUGAUCUCCAAGCAGAAGACGAACGACAUCGCAGCAACGUCUGGAGGCUCUACUUUGGAAGCUCCUACGAGUCAGAGUUGGGGAAUUCACCAAUUUCAGGACUGUGCAUCUCUGGACCCAAUUCCAUGACCCAGGACUGCACCGGGGCAUCAGUUCGCGACCCCGGCGGCUCUCUCCCUCCUGCCUACAUGUCCUCCCUCCAGAGCGGAUAUGAAGAGCUGAGCCCUGAGCAGUUGGAGCGCCUACAACAAGACAUUAACAACAUCAAGUACAACUACAAGAGAGCCAAUGAGGAGGGUGUGCGGGUCCAUUCAGCCUCCAGUCAGCAGGGCCUGUUGCUCUGUCAAGCCCAUGUGAACUCUGCCCUGGCUGCAACCAGACCGUCUAUCAGCAAAUCUGACUGGAGCAGAUACACAACACUAUAUGAAGGCUUUGGCGGUUCAGGAGGCGGAAAAUCAGUUCAUUCUGUCACAUUUAAGCCCGGACAACGUGUGACCUUAGCUUGAACAAACACAUUAGUCUGACUCACUUAAUUCACUAGUUUGAUAUUUAUGAAUAAAAGUGGUGAUGCAUUGAUAAUUGAUUUAACAAUCAGUGGAGUUUAACAGUUUCAGAGCUGUAAAAACUCUAUAAAUUAAUAUGAUUCAUAUAAAUAUUUGAAUUUAUUGUUUUCUGUUGAUAUAUGAAUGAACCAUUUAACUGCUUGAAAUGUAAUUACUGUACAUAUGUAUAAUGUUGGACUAUAAAAUAUAAAAUUGUUAUAAUUAAAAAUUGA